Musa acuminata AAA Group (dessert banana) is the source of this 2569-nucleotide messenger RNA. RefSeq names its product NAC domain-containing protein 14-like. NCBI's taxonomy places the organism in Eukaryota, Viridiplantae, Streptophyta, Magnoliopsida, Zingiberales, Musaceae. Gene Ontology annotation, biological process: regulation of DNA-templated transcription. Gene Ontology annotation, molecular function: DNA binding. The transcript is spliced from 7 exons. Bases 278 to 2416 code for a protein of 712 amino acids. The record is from RefSeq and is a predicted model, not a curated record.
CUCUCUCUCCUCGCUCCGUACGGUCUUCUCUUUGUCUUCCGCGAGAAGCUUCCUCCUCUUGUGUUUUCUUAUCCUUCUUCUUCAUUAAGCCCCAAAGCCACAAAGCUUGUUGUGGAGAUGUUCUUAUAGCGAUCGAAUGCUUCGGAAUCCUUAUAGGGUUCUUGAUAUUUCCGAUUGACGUCACUUCUGGGUGGAUUUAGUUGUGGUAGAGAGCAGGUGGGGAUUUGGACGGCUCGAGGUAGGGUUCCGUAGCUUCGACUUGUGGUGGUGGUAGCCGAUGAUUCGCCCGGGGAAGCUGCCGGUGGGGUUCCGUUUCCACCCCACGGAUGAGGAGCUCGUCAGCCACUACCUCAGGGGUAAGAACACUGGCCGGAUCAAGCCCCACGACGAUGUCAUCCCCGAGAUCGACGUCUGCAAGUGCGAACCCUGGGAUCUCCCAGGUAAGUCCUUGAUCGAGUCGGACGAUCCCGAGUGGUUCUUCUUUGCGCCAAGGGACAGGAAGUACCCGAAUGGGCUCCGGUCCAAGCGGGCCACCGAGGCUGGGUACUGGAAGGCGACGGGGAAGGACCGCGUCAUCCGGUCCAAGGCCACCGCAGCCGCCGCCGCCGCCCCCAUCGGCAUGAAGAAGACCCUCGUCUUCCAUCGCGGCCGCGCUCCCAACGGCGUGCGCACCAACUGGAUCAUGCACGAGUACCGCACCACCGAGCCGGAAUUCGAGGCCGGUGAUCAGGGUGGUUAUGUUCUUUAUCGCUUAUUUAAGAAACCGGAAGAAAACUGUUCAAGCUCCAAUAUUGAUGAAAUGGAGCCGGGUGGUUUCUCUCCGACUACAAAUAAAUACUCCCCGGAUGAUACCAAAUACUUUCCGGAUGAUACCCAACGGGAAACAUAUGCUACGGAAGAAAUUGGAACUCCACGGAACCAUGGAUCUCCAAAAUCAGAUGUACCAGAAGAAUCUGAAUCGUUAGCUGAUCCUGUUGAAAAGCAACCAGAUGUUAGCAAUAAACGUCUUGCUGAUAUGCCUGAUCAUUCAACAAAUUACUCUGCACAUCCUGAUGAGCGUUGCUGCUAUUUGGCUCUACAUGAUCAAGAGGCUGAAGACGGACAGAAGUUUGACAAUCUGCAAGAUGUUCUGGACCAGUUAUGCGACCCAGGGUGCCAGCCAAUAGACUAUGAUAAUUUUCCAAACAUCAGUUCUCCGAUGUUGCCUUACACAGACUAUCCUUUUUUUGGUGAUAUCAAUAAUGAAUUAUUUCCUGUUGAUAAUGCUGAACAAGAUUCUCUGAAUGAUUACUUGAAAGCAGAGCUCAACAGAGAACGGUGUUCAUUAAUACAGAGUGCGGCAAGUAUGCAAUCUUCGGAUUGGUUAUGUGGAACGUCUAAUCAGUCUACUAAUCCGGUGCCUCAGUUGAACACCGAAAAUGCAAGUCUGCCUCCUUAUCACGGCACUGCAGGAGUCUAUUCAGUUGUGCCUACUUCACAAUCCUUGCAAGGUUUGUUUAAUAGCACGGAGAACACAAGCAACCAGGAGACUGUUGCUGGAGAUGGUAAUAAUUUUGAGGAGAUUGGAAUCGAGAUCAGAUCUCGUGGGCUCCAGCUACUUCCAAAUCCAGAUGAUGUAUCUACAACUCAGGGAACUGCAGCAAGAAGGAUUCAUUUGCAAAGUUCAGUCGCAAACAUGCCUUUGCCUAGUUUUGAUGGUGAAUUUAACAUCAGUAAAUGCGAUCACAAAAACAGGGAGGCAACAUUAAAGGAAUUGCAGGUAUUAUGUUCUGAUAGCAGAAAAGAAUCGGAUUUGGAGAAAUAUAAAAUGCACAACGUGGGGAGAGGUACCAAUAUUGGCACUCGGCAAGCACACCACCCUCCAAUUGCAAACAAAUCUGCAAAAAUGGGUACUGCAGCAAGAGGAAUCCGUUUGCGACGCCGAUGCAAAGUUAAGUUACGUUUCAGUACGAAACAUAAAUCAAGCAGUUGCGAAAGCCACAAACACAUGGUGGCAAUUAUGAAGGCAGUUGUGCAUGCAAUUAAUGUCAUGGCUGAAGUUAGGAAGAUUCUAGGGUCCACUCUUCUGGACAAACUUGACAAGUUAUUAGUUCAUGAUAGAGCACCACCGUACUCUUCAGAUGCCUAUGAACUUUCUAAACCUGUGUUGAGGAAGAGAACAAAACCGACGAUUGGCCAUGAGAAUACGUCUAAAGGCUUCCCUGCUUGGCCAAAGCCACCAAGAGGCCACCCCGUUGAUCGGUAUGUGACUUGGUUGAUUCUUUUGGUGGUCCUUUUGCCUUUAUGUCUCGGGAUAAUUCUUUUGGUGGUCCUUUUACCUUUAUGUCUCGGGAUACAAUGGAGCAUGAUCCGUCUAAGUAUUUGGUAUCUUAUGGUCCUGUGUAUUAUCACUUCCACAAGGCUUCUUUCUUCUUGAUAGGUGAAGUGGGUAUGCAUGUACUCAGAAGUAGGGGUUUCAGAUGCUUUGUACUUGUGCCGUCACUCCCUUCUCUCUCUUGUACAUCUCACUCCCGUUGCCCGUCUCCGUCGGCCACUUCGUCGACCACAUCAAGCUUGCCGUCGCCAUGGC